This is a messenger RNA of Apus apus (common swift), 855 nucleotides long. It is a transcript of the gene TLX2, whose product is annotated as T cell leukemia homeobox 2. The transcript is spliced from 3 exons. NCBI's taxonomy places the organism in Eukaryota, Metazoa, Chordata, Aves, Apodiformes, Apodidae. Gene Ontology annotation, biological process: animal organ development; regulation of transcription by RNA polymerase II. Gene Ontology annotation, cellular component: nucleus. The record is from RefSeq and is a predicted model, not a curated record. Gene Ontology annotation, molecular function: RNA polymerase II cis-regulatory region sequence-specific DNA binding; DNA-binding transcription factor activity, RNA polymerase II-specific. Bases 1 to 855 code for a protein of 284 amino acids.
AUGGAGGCGGCAGCGCUGGCGCGGGAGGGCGGCGGCCAGGGCCCCCCGCCCCACGAGCCCAUCAGCUUCGGCAUCGACCAGAUCCUCGGCGGCCCCGAGCCCGCGGGCGGCGGCGGGGGAGCGGCCCGGGCGGCGGGGGAGCCUGACUACGGGCUGUACGGCGGCGCCUACGGCCCCCCCGCCUGCUCGCUCGGCUCCUACAACCUUAACAUGAGCAUGAACGUGAGCGUCAACGUGACCCCCGCGCCCGCCGCACCGCCCGCAGGGGUCAUCCGCGUCCCGGCGCACCGGCCCGCGCCCGCCGCCCCGUCCGCCGCCCCGCCACCGGUCCCCGGGCUCUCGGGACUCACCUUUCCCUGGAUGGAAACAACGCGCCGCAUCGCCAAGGAUCGACUCUCAGCUGCGCUCUCGCCCUUCGCGGCCACCCGGCGCAUCGGGCACCCCUACCAGAACCGCACGCCGCCCAAGCGCAAGAAGCCACGCACGUCCUUCAGCCGGGUGCAGAUCUGCGAGCUGGAGAAGCGCUUCCACCGCCAGAAGUAUCUGGCCUCGGCUGAGCGUGCGACCCUGGCCAAGGCCCUCAAGAUGACGGAUGCCCAGGUCAAGACCUGGUUCCAGAACCGCCGCACCAAGUGGAGGAGGCAGACGGCGGAGGAGCGCGAGGCCGAGCGGCAGCAGGCCAACCGGCUGAUGCUGCACCUGCAGCAAGAGGCCUUCCAGAAGAGCCUGAGCCAGCCACUGCCCCAGGACCCGCUCUGCAUGCACAACUCCUCCCUCUACGCUCUGCAGAACCUCCAGCCCUGGGCUGAGGACAACAAGGUGACGUCGGUCUCAGGGGUGGCCUCUGUGGUGUGA